CCCGCGGUCGAUCUCGCGGUCGACCGACCUUUCGAUUCGACCGAUCGGGUCUACGCGACCACAUCGCUCGCGAGGCGGUCCCUCCGCCGGGCCCGCGGAUUCGAGGCUUAGUCCCUCGCAGGACACUGCGAGGUGAGGUCGUACGGCCCGGGGCACGUCCCAUAUUUUGUUUGCGCCGUUCCGCUCGCGCUCGGCCGUGUUUGUUUGGCUUGCGUAACGCGCCGAGGUUGACUCGGACUCUCGGGAGGGAGAGAGCGUCUCUUAGCCGGCCGCGGCUCGCGCUAACGGUGGAACUCGUUACGCCGGCAUUCAAGGGCUACCGUUUUCGCUCGAGCGCGGAUAUCCUUUACUCUUGGCAACGUCGCGACUCGGUCUCGGGUGAAGCGAUCGGUAAGUCGAUUGCCAUCCGACGCUGUCUCGCUGCUUCCGCGCGACAAAGGGUCGCCCGCGACGCGAUCCUCGGCGAUGAGGGCGCGAAUCGGACGCGGGAAGAGGAGCGCCAUCCGGGGGGCUGUGGCGCACCGCGCCGAGCGAUAUCCCCGACUGGGCGCGAUAUCGAGGUGCGCUGAUGCACGCGCCGCUUGGCCGGCUCGAGUGUGAGUGCAAGCGCGCGCUCGCCGCGAACGUGCCUCGCCGAGGGAGUCCGAGGAUACCCGAGGAUACUCGAUAUUCGCAAUUAUUGCCACGCGGCAACUGGAAAGGCGCCGAUAAACGACGGGAAGGAAAGAUGUUCAAGCUCUCCGGGAGGCAGGAGUGGGAGGCCUGGACGAAGGAUAUCAGGCUGCAGCUGAACGAGCAGCUACGAUGCCUGGACGUGCGCAUGGAGGCGCAAGUCGCCCUGGUCGCCGAGCUGCAGGACUUCUUCCGAAGGAGGGCCGAGCUCGAGCUGGACUACAGCAAGUCCUUGGACAAGAUGGCCAAGAGCAUCCAGCUCAGGCACAAGGAACAAAAACAAAAGAGAGAGCAGUGGCCCCUGUUCUCCAGCUACGCCUGCUGGCAGCAACUCGUCAAUGAGACGAAGUCGCUUAGCAGAGACCACGCGGCUCUUUCCGAGGUCUACAGCACGCAUCUCGUCGGUAGGCUCAACCAGGUCAUGGAGGACGUCCAGCGGAUCUACAAACGCUGCCGGGAGAUCGGCUACGAGACACACGAGGAGAUCCUUCGAGUGCUUCACGAGCUCCACACCACGAUGAAGACCUACCAAGCCUAUCAGGCAGAGUCCAGACAAGCCGAGACCAAGCUACGCGUUGCCGAACAGCAACGAAGCAAGCUAGAAGUAGCCAACGUACCUCCGGAAAAGCUGGCUCGCAGCAAGAAGUACCGCCUGAUCGAGAAGGAGGUCAACAAGAGGAAGAACAAAUACACGGAGGCGAAGCUGAAGGCGCUCAAGGCCAGGAACGAGUACAUCCUCUGCCUGGAAGCGUCCAACACCACGAUACACAAGUACUUCGUCGACGACCUGUCCGAUCUCAUCGAUUGUAUGGACUUCGGGUUUCACAACUGCAUCGCCAGGGCCCUACUGAUGCACUGCAGCGCCGAAGAAGGCAGGCAACGAUCCUUGCAGUCAGGAGCGGAACAACUAGCCACCUGCGUCGGCGCCCUGGACUCCAGAGCUGAUAAGCAGAGGUUCCUCGAGUCGCAUCACGCUGCUUUCAUGAUUCCUAAAAAAUUCGAGUUCCAGGGCCAGCGAGGAGACGAGACUCCCGAGCCCGAGCUGCAGAAGGUGCUGCACACGGAAAUGGAGCAGAGGCUGGCGCAGCUUCAGCAGAGGGUCACGUCUCUCAGGACGGAGUCCGAGGAGGUGUGGAAAACCUUGGAGACCGCCGAGGCGAGUCUCCUGGAGAUGCUCACGGCUAGGGAUUACGACUGCUCCAGGUAUUUCGGGGAAAAUGCGAUGCCCACGUCGAGGCCUCCCGAGACCCUGCAGAUCAAGCUGAGGGCCGACAGACAGGAGACGGAAGAGUUCUAUCUCACGAAAUUCAGGGAGUAUCUGCUCGGGACCUCGAGAAUAGCCAGGCUCGACGCGAAGCAGGAAUAUAUACGCCAAAGUCUGUUGGACGGAUCGACCGCCAGUCCGAAUCCUUCGAUAUCGACCAGCAAGCAGAAACAAGCUCGCAGGAAGCGAAUCGGCCGUUUGCAGAUGAACGGUCAGCCCAAGUUGUUUGGCGGGUCUUUGGAGGAGUACCUGGAGAGCACCAACCAGGAGAUCCCCCUGAUCAUGAAGAGCUGCAUCCGCGUGAUCAACCUGUACGGGCUCCACCAUCAGGGCAUCUUCAGGGUGUCCGGCUCCCAAGUUGAGAUCAACAACUUCAGGGAGUGGUUUGAAAGGGGAGAGGAUCCCUUGGCCGACGUGACCGACGCCUCCGACAUCAACAGCGUCGCUGGGGUCCUUAAACUCUAUCUCAGGGAACUGAGAGAGCCUCUCUUCCCCAUAAUCUACUUCGAGCACCUCAUGGAAUUGGCGCAAUUGGAGUCGAAGCAAGAGUUCGUCCUGAAGAUGAAGGAGCUGAUCUCGAGCCUUCCACGGCCGGUCGUUAUCGUCAUGCGAUACCUCUUUGCUUUCCUGAACCAUCUCUCGGAAUUCUCCGACGAGAACAUGAUGGACCCGUACAACCUCGCGAUCUGCUUCGGGCCUACGUUGGUCCCGGUUCCAGAGGACAAGGAUCAGGUGCAGUACCAGAAUCAAGUGAACGAGCUGAUAAAGAACAUCAUCACGUUCUACGAGGAAAUAUUCCCCGAGGACAUCGGUGGCAUUCAGUACGAGAAAUACAUCAGCAGAGAGCCUGAUGAUGUGGACGUGGGUGAUUCACCGACCGACCAAGUGCAGGAAGACAUGGACUCGGAGGUCUACCCGUCCGAGGACGAGUCGGAGAACCUGGGGGCAACCGCGCAGUUCGAUUUCACGGCGAGGUCCGAGAGGGAGCUCAGCUUUAAGAAGGGCGAUACGCUCACACUGUUCACGCAGGUCAGCAACGACUGGUGGAGGGGCGCAGUCGGCAGCAGAGAGGGGCUCAUUCCUGACAAGUACAUCAUGCUCAAGAUAAAAGGCGAGGAGCGAGAAAAGGAACUGCUGAAGUCGUCGAGCGAGGAGUCGAUGCGACGUCGAGCCUCCAGCUCGGCAGAUAGCAUUCUGUCGAGCAACAACUCGCCGCUGAUGGGACCAAGCGGGGCCGGCAACACCUGGGCCUCGGCGAUGACCUCGGACGGCUCGACGGUGAGCUCGGGCGUGUUGCAAGCCGACGUCGGUGGCGCCGGUGGCGGCACCGGCGCCCCCGGCAACGCUCAGGGCGUCCUGACGAACGCAGUCUGCGUCUCGUCCUCCCAGCCCAUCAUCAGCCGAGAGGAAUCUAUGACAACGGCGGCGUUGACGACCACGUCUAGGUCGACGAGGUCCUCCAGCCCGGAUAAGGAGAGGUCAUCCUUCGGAAGCGAGUACCGGGAGUCGGCGAGGUCGGCGCCCGACGUGUCCUCGGACGAAGUGGGGUCAGUAUUCGCGGACUCGCAGGCCGCGCAGCAUCAUCAUCAGGCGCACCUGCAGCAUCCUCAUCAUCAGAGAGAAGAGGACAGCGCGGAGGAGGGCGAGCGGGGGCCCUUCUCGGAGGGCUCGAAACGUGGAGGGGGUCGCCGGCAGCACUGGAAAUCGCAGAGCCUGGGAGAUACAGGUCAGCAAGGAGGUCGGCAGGGUCAGCAAGGUCAGUCGGGUCAGAUGGAUCAGGUUGGCCAGGUGGGCGCUACGUUGCAGACCGCCCAAGUGAGCUCGUCCCAGGAAGAGGACCCACUAGGCGAGCAGACGACCUUCUCAGCCAACCGUGAACUCUGGCAACGAAGAGCGACCUCUCAGACUCAGCCGAGUGCGCCGGUCCCGCCAACCCCGAAGACCUUCCGCAGCUCGCAGGAAUUCCGGGAGAUGCGGCAGAAGCACACCCCAGACCUGGUGAUGGACCUUCCCCUGAGUGCGCAGGACUCCGGGAAGAAGUCGGCCUCGUCGAGCAGCCUGAGCAGCUCCGACGAGGAACUCGGCACCGCCCCUGCGGGCCCCGUGACCCCCGUGACUCCGGUGACCCCGGUGACCCCGGUCCUCGCCGUGCCGCCGUGUUCGGGGCGCACCGAGGCCGCGACCUCGCCGACCGGGGGACCGGAGUCGCCCGAUAUGAGCACCGCCGCCGAGAGGUUCGCCAAGCAGAACCAGUGCACCUUGAAGAAGAACACGAAGAGCGCGGCCGGCGCGGAGGGCGCGAAGUUGAAGAGGGUGGAGACCGCCGACCAGGUCGAGGCCGACGUGGACUCGGAGCCUGCGGGGGAGAUCGUCAGGUCGGCGAGCACGAACAGGAUCUCCGACGUGGCCGCCGUGCCCUUGAGGUCGCCCCUUCCGCCCAGGUCCACGCCGAAGAUCGCCGCCAAGUUCGCCGACAUGCAUCUCACUGGCGGUAGCCAGGUCUCUACGUUCAAGCCCCAGGUCAAGGUCAAGCCCACCAUUCUGAGGAAGCCGGUACUGCCGGCGUUCCCGCACCCACACAUGAGCCCCGAACUCGCCAGGAAGAUCGAGAAGCAGGCGCAGAGUGCCGAACAGGCCAAUUAGACGUCCAGAGGGAUUGGACCGAGUCCUCGAAAUGAUCUUGAAGAGACCUCCGCCACUUCGCCGCCGAAGACCGCUUCGUGGCGAUGGAGACUUUUAUAUUCGGUGCCGAAAGGCGUGAGCAAGAUUUAGGAGGACUUCGAUUCGAGUCGAACCCUCGGGAGGUUUGACUUCCUGAAGAUGUUCCAAGUUGAAGACUCCGAAAUCUCGCUCACCCCUGAGUAGGGUAAGGAGUGCGAUGGUUGUGCGUGGCGAACGGGCGGUUUUCAGUUAUUGGCACGCGUCUAGGUAUUUCCGACUCAUGUACCCAGCUCGUACAGUGCCAAGUGCAACAGCGUCAACGGCUGCAUCGUUUUCUUACCCUAGUCGUAAUCUCAGCUGGUCCCCCUCCGUCGCGAAUUGCGGAAUCGCGGCCCUAAUGGGACGGUUGCGUAACAGCGACAUUCGCGCGAAUCGCCUUCGACGGAAUCGAGUAGUUUCAACUCGACCGAGAUUCGAUCAACUCCGAGCUUAAUUCCUCUAUGUAACGAUUAACGAUUGUCCAGUACUAGGUAUCGAUAAUGCUAUUUAAGAGACGUCUUAUCCUAGAGCUGUGCAAUCUCAUUGAGCCCUGCUGCGACCUAGGAUUAAGGGGACGUGGAAGUGGCGUCAAAGAGGUCUCGUUUAUGAAACUUUUCUCCGAACUGAGGUUACCGAAUCGUUUCAAACCUCAUAACAUGAAUAUGGAGGCUGGAAGGAAGGCCCCGACGCCCAUGAAAUUUCAAUGUUUUAAAAAUUUGUUUAUAGACAUUUAAAAAAGUCCUUGAUAAGAAGUGCAAUUUUAUGAGCGUAAGGACCUUUCUUAUAAUCUCCAAAUUCACGGUGAAAAGUUUGAAAUCAUUCGAUGGACCCAGUUCAGAGAAAAGUGUUAGAUGAACUCUUAAAUGCCACUUUCGCGUCCCCUUAAAAGUUGAGUACUCGCGCGGACGAGCGUUGCAUCGAGACGCCCCUGGUCGAAUUCUUUCAAUCGAUUGUACCCCGUUAUCGACGUCGCGAAUAUGAAUAGUAUCCACGCGGGCGGAAAUUUCUCGGCUAUGAGGAAAGAGUCUAAUUUCGCCGUGAUGUAUAUUAACGCGCGUCGCUUCUUGCGGGGCGUCUCGACGUUAAGCGCGUUUCAACGCUCAUUUUUUUUACGCUUGUCCGUAAAUCGCGAGACGCACAACCACCGCGAUAAAUCCCGUCGACCAAUCGCUCCGCCCAUUGGAAGAAGUUCGUAAUAGUCGUAUACCCGCGGAGAGAAGAUGAUAAUGUCGCCGGUGGUGGCGACCGGUGGCGGUCCCGCGAUCGGCGAGGGAGUUUAUUUUUUCUAUGGAUACCCUUCCAUUUUCGCCUUAUUUUUUUACCAAAUGACCCACGAAACGAUGUUUCUAGUCAUCCAACGAGGACAAGGGUGCGGGGGUAGGUUUAAAUAAGGGGUCAGGAGCUAAGCGCCCUCGACAAAGCCGAGCGCAUCGAAGCGUCCCCGAGAGGACUUGCAGGGCGCAUAGAUGAUCCGAACGAAAUCGACGCGGCGGCGAGUACUUAUCCGAGGACGUUCGAAAACGAGCUGUUCAAAAUUACCCCCUACCUCUUACGAGAGGACGAGCAGGUUCCCGAAGGUUUUCGAAUAAAAUCGGAGGGGGUGCGGGGGGAACUUUUAAGUGAGGAUUUUAUUCGGCCUCGGAUGGUAUCGGCCGUGCGAUUUAUUUUUCACCUCGCGUAAGUCUGGACGUUGUUUAGGGACGUACCCUUGCACGUAGUUAACGCUCGUUAGAACUCGGUAGCGGAGGUCGGUGCAGGCGACGCGUUCGAUGUUCCUUUCAGGAGUUCGAGUCGCGCGAGUCCUAUAUGGCUCGCGGGGGAGGGAGUUGGUUUUAUUUCCUUUUUAAUUCGUAAACGAGUAGAAGCGUGCGAGGCGAGAGAAAGCGCGAGAAGGCCGGAGGCGUCGAGGAAGAGAGAGAGAGAGAAAGAGAAAGAGAGAGAAAGAGAGAGAGAAAGAGAGAGAAAGAGAGAAAGAGAGGUAGAGCCGCGAAGGCCGUUCUCGCUCGCUUCGGAUGCGAACCAGGCGUACCACCUGGGGAGGUACUAAUAUACGACAGAGCGACGUUCGAUAUAUUCAAACAAAGUGGUACUUCGUAUGUACAAUAACGUAUUUAACGGUUGAUAUCGGUAGCUAGGCGGACGUAUAUACGCGCAUAUAUACGUGCUAAUUUCCAAAGUCGAGGCCAGCGACGAGCACCGCGAUCUAUCUCGGUGUAAUAUCAUGCCUUUUCCCCUGUAAUCCGCUACGACGAGGAUGUAUACCGGAAAGAAGGUGGUGGAGGCCUCGGCGAGGUCUUCCAAGAUGGCGCCGAGGAGUCCCGCGUCGGCCAUCUUGAAUCCGUGAGUAGAUGAUUCCGCGAUUCUUGAAUAAUAUAUAGUAAUCUAUACCAACGCUCUUCCAGGUAUUGGGUUGAAGCAUAGGAGGCAUAAAGAGGGUUUUCUUUUUUUAACGAGACUACCGACAAAAAACAACGCGCACUUAUACUUCGAUCCAAUAUUACGUACUUAUAUUUUGCAAUCCCCGAUUUUUCGCGACGAGUUCAAUUCACAGGUGUGGCGCGGAUUUUGUGGAGCCGUUUUUUCAUAACUCGUCGACUCUCUUCCAUGUUCUGUCCGACGGUAUCGCUGUCCUCGUUAUUUAAACCGCAAUCGAUGUAUACGCUCGUAUACGGUGCGAAACCGGCGAAUUCCCCGCGACGCGCGAUUCGCGCCGUUAUUUAUGAGUCUUGCGUCCGUUCUUCUUAGACAAAAUGGCGAACGUCGACGCGUCGCGUGGGGGCGAGCUUUCGCGGAGGUGCGUAACUUUAAGUACCGGACGUGCGUCCAUCGUUAUACGACGCGAGACGACGGUACGUAUCGUGUAUCGACUCACUCUACAGUGCAAGGUAGAGCCAUCCACCUGUCGCUACGAUAAAUCCAUAAUACUCCUAGCUUAAAGUACUAUUAUCGAGUAAACACGGUAACGAGCCAACGUUAUAACGAGCACUCGCUAUAGCCCACCGCAAUAAGAGAUAUACCAAAGCUGUCGGCAACCCUCCUUCCGAUUGUAAAGUAUUUUUCAUCGCGACAACUGAUUUGCAGUUUUAACGCUCCGGGCCCCACCGCGCGAUGCCCUCUUCGGAAUUCGAGCCAAACCUGAUGGCGAUUUGCAAAGCGUAUGUACAAAACGCCGCUCGGAGUUGAAGCUCGGCUUUGGCUCCGGUUCUAGGGAACGCGCAGAGGCCCUUCGUUGGUUAGACUCGUUUACGCGGGUUAGUUCGUCUCUCUGUCUCCGUCUAACUCCAUCCCUAUCUCUCUGUACGAUAGUUUUCUACCUAAGAUACGCUGAACUAUUGGUUUUAAUCGAGGUUACUUGUAAUUUAACGCAGUUACUACCUUUGUCGGUAAUUUUAUGAGAGAGCGAGGAAGCCUAAUCUACGGAUACUCUUAUUAAGGCUAACGAUGUUAUCGAUAACAAUAAACGAACGUACAGGCUGUAUGAUUAUUCGAAUAAAACUUACGUGUGAUUCGUC
Orussus abietinus is the source of this 8148-nucleotide messenger RNA. RefSeq names its product SLIT-ROBO Rho GTPase-activating protein 1. The record is from RefSeq and is a predicted model, not a curated record. The transcript is spliced from 13 exons. Gene Ontology annotation, cellular component: cytoplasm. Bases 569 to 4579 code for a protein of 1336 amino acids. Gene Ontology annotation, molecular function: protein binding. Lineage: Eukaryota; Metazoa; Arthropoda; Insecta; Hymenoptera; Orussidae. Gene Ontology annotation, biological process: negative regulation of cell migration; signal transduction.